Messenger RNA from Phragmites australis (common reed), 1969 nucleotides. Its product is annotated as vacuole membrane protein KMS1-like. Bases 274 to 1581 code for a protein of 435 amino acids. Lineage: Eukaryota; Viridiplantae; Streptophyta; Magnoliopsida; Poales; Poaceae. The transcript is spliced from 8 exons. The record is from RefSeq and is a predicted model, not a curated record.
CGUCGCUUACCCCCAGAAAGACCAACCGGAGCAAGGAAAAUAAGAAAAAAAAAUUUGAAACGAACCGCGCGACGUGGUCACGGGAGGGAACUACCACCGUCUCGGCGCCUCCGCCGCGGCCGCCUCUCCGAUCUAGCAAGCGAUCCGGCUCAUCCCCUGCGGCCGCCCCCGGGCCCUAAGAGGAGCUUCGGGUCCGAUCCGGGCGCCCAUGGUGGCUCUGGUGCCCUCGAGCCGCCAGAUCUAGGGUUUUCGCGCGUCACGGAGGGGGGAGCGAUGGGGCGCCGGAAGAUGUCUGCGGCGGCACCGCCGUCUCGGUGCUGGUCUAACGUAGGCGGCAGCGUCAUCCCCGAAAUUCGGGAGAAACACAAAAUGGACUUGGAGAAUUUGACACUUACAAAGCAGCCACUCAGAACAUUACAUUUUUUCAUGUUAGCCAUGUUACGGUACUUGAAAAGAUUAGCAACAUAUAUCCUGAGUAAGGGUGGUUUGUUUGUUCUCCUAAUUCUUCUGGUGGUAGCUCCUGGAAUCUUACUCUUUGUUUCAGAUGACCUGCAUAAGAAGCGCAUGCAGGAGUUCCUUAAUUAUGCAAAAUUUGUGCUGUGGUGGGUUUCAUUAGGUGUGGCUUCAUCAAUUGGACUAGGUUCUGGUUUGCAUACGUUUGUGCUGUAUCUGGGCCCUCAUAUUGCUCUCUUCACUAUUAAAGCUGUUCAAUGUGGCCGGGUUGAUUUGAAAAUGGCUCCAUAUGAUACCAUACAGCUUAAAGUUGGGCCAUCGUGGCUUGACAAGAAAUGUUCAGAAUUUGGACCGCCUGUGUACCCAGCAUCAGCUCAUUCAGUAAGGAUCCCAGUCUUCGACUUACUACCUCAGAUACAGCUGGAAGCAGUUCUUUGGGGCAUUGGGACUGCGCUUGGCGAGCUCCCACCUUAUUUUAUAUCACGAGCAGCUCGCUUGUCAGGAAGUGAGUCAAAAGCUGUCAAGGAGCUGGAUGCUGCUACUUCCAAAGAUGGGCCAGUAGCAUCCACUCUUAAUCGAACCAAGCGAUGGCUUCUUUCUCACUCUCAACAUCUCAACUUCUUCACUAUCUUGAUACUUGCUUCGGUUCCAAACCCACUCUUUGACCUUGCUGGUAUUAUGUGUGGGCAAUUUGGCGUCCACUUCUGGCAGUUCUUUUUUGCAACUUUGAUUGGGAAGGCCAUCAUCAAGACUCAUAUUCAGACACUAUUUAUUGUGUCUUUGUGCAACAAUCAACUCUUGUAUCUUAUGGAAAAGGAAUUAAUCUGGAUAUUUGGUCACAUUCCUGGGUUUUCUGCCACCCUGCCAUCUGUGAUUGCCAAACUCCACGCUGCCAAAGAGAAGUAUUUAUCGCCACCAGCACCAGUCUCACCGUCCUCACAAAUGGAGGACAAACAGUGGAAUUUCUCUUUUACAUUGGUCUGGAACAGUAUAGUAUGGCUUGUGCUUGUGAACUUCUUUGUUAAGAUAAUCACAUCAACAGCACAGGAUUAUCUAAAAAAGCAGCAGGAUAUAGAGUUGGAGCUUAUUACUGAUUCCCCAACCCCGGACCAUUCUAACACUAACUAGUGGUGUGCAACAGGUGGUGUUUAUUCAGCUGCUAGCUGGUCAGGUUCUCCUCCAUAGCCUUUAAUUCCUGCCUAAGCCCUUGCAGAUGAUACCAAGUUUCAACACUCAAUUGGUAUUAGUAAUUAUUCAUCUGUACAGUGAACAAAAACAUGUGUUUAGCGUCGCCAAAUGGUGCCUGCGACCUUCUGUCAUUGAGCCUGUACUGGUUGUUCCUGGAGGAGAAUCAAUCCUGUUAUUUUUCGAACAUCUACACGGAUAAAUAGUAGGUAUUGUUUAUGAAGCACGAUUGCUUUACCGAGAUGUAUCACUGGUACCUGGUUCUAUUUGUUUUGGAAGGAAAUACAAUAGAGACUUGGCAGGAUUCUACAACGAUAUGUUCCAUCGUUAA